AAUGUGAGUGAAGGUAAGAGUUCGUGGCCAGAGCUAGUAGGACAGAAAGGAGAAAUAGCAGAAGCAACAAUAGAAAGAGAGAAUCCAUUGGUGGACGCCAUAAUUGUGGACGAAGGAUCCGGCGUCAUCACUGACUUCCGAUGCGAUAGGGUUUGGGUUUGGGUGAAUUGUGAUGGCAUUGUUACUCAGAUUCCCAAGAUCGGAUAGAACAAGGCUACCUCCACCUUCUCUACUAAUAAUCUCUUCAUUGUUAUUAUCGUUAUCUAUUCUUCACUCUUCAUUAGCUCUACUCCAUGUCACGGUAAUGGAAUAAGGAGUUCAUUAUUC
This is a messenger RNA of Neltuma alba, 327 nucleotides long. Its product is annotated as proteinase inhibitor-like. The transcript has a single exon. Gene Ontology annotation, molecular function: serine-type endopeptidase inhibitor activity. The annotation marks the transcript as partial. Gene Ontology annotation, biological process: response to wounding. Lineage: Eukaryota; Viridiplantae; Streptophyta; Magnoliopsida; Fabales; Fabaceae. The record is from RefSeq and is a predicted model, not a curated record.